Molecule: messenger RNA, 2965 nt
Organism: Cicer arietinum (chickpea)
Lineage: Eukaryota; Viridiplantae; Streptophyta; Magnoliopsida; Fabales; Fabaceae
Source: RefSeq, a predicted model, not a curated record
AGUAGAAAAAGAAAGAAAAGGAAAAGUCAUGAGUGCAGCAUAGGGGACUUGUGUCGUCUUGGUGAGAAUGUGCAGUGCAAUGAGCAAGAACAAUGCCCAAUACCCAUUCACACUUCUCAUAAUGACUUGACUGCUGUCUCUCGAAUCUCAUCAUUUUUCCAACCUUUUCCCUUUCUUGAUUCUUUCCUCUCCCAACAAAGUCUUGUUCUUUUUCUCUAUUUUCUUUCUGUUGUUCGUUGCAUUUCUUUUGGUGAUGUGAUGGAUAAUCAAGAACAAAGAAUAAUUCAUACUCAACAAGGACACGACGAUCAUGGAGUUCAUAUUGUAUGUCACAAAUGUGGAUGGUCUUUUCCCAACCCACACCCUAGUGCCAAACUUAGACGUGCUCACAAGAAAAUCUGUGGAACCAUUGAAGGCUACAAUAAACUGUUAGUUUCAGACGAUGAACACCUCUUUGAUGAUGAUUGUAAAACUCAAGUUCCAAACACCUUUGACAUUGCUGAAAAUGAGAAACAGUGUGGUAGAACUGAAGAAAGAUUAAUUAGAUCAGGUGAUGAGGUUUUUUUAGAUGCAAUUGCAAACUUCUCAGAUGGUGCACUAAGUCCAGGAGUUAAAGAAUCUUUGGAGUCACCUAUUGAUGUGGAAAUAGUCGAUGUAAAGUAUCCAGAAUUUUCAAGGUGUUCCAGGGACAAUGAUUUUCAAGGCUCAAGCGUAAGUAAGAAUGCAGGGAAUGUGAGAGAUUUCAGUUUGACAUCUGUGGCCAAGGAGAUUAAUUUGAAAGGAAAGGAUGAGAUUAAAUCAGAUAGUGACGUGAUUGAGAUUGUGGUCUCUGAUAACACUCUGGAUGGAACAUGUGAGGGAGUGCCUAAAUUUGCAGUUGGUGACAUGGUUAACUCGGAUUGCCAAGUUUCUGGUGGAACAAUUAAUCUAAAGGAAAAUAACAAUCCUGAGUUUCUUUCUGUGACACCCCAAGAUGACCCUUUUAUUGAAGUAAAUUCUACUGUUAGCCCAAAGGGUUCGGCAAAUGGGGUUCAGGUAGAGUCUGCAGAUACGAUUCAGUCUGCUACCUUUAGUGAUGUCAAGAUCAUCGUUGAAAGUGAUAAAAGAUUGGUUGAAACUGGAGCCUCUAUGCCUACUAUGAAAACUGAGAUGAACGGGAGAGAUAUGAUUUACUUCUGUGAAGAACAGAUAUGGGAUGACGACCAUAAAAAUUUCCCACUUAUAAGUUUACCAGAAGGUAGUUCCAUGGCUUCAUCAAAAGAGAAUCCUAGUGAUGUAUCCUUUGGUGGUUCAACGACUGAAACAACCAGUAUAAUCAGCCCGCACAAUAUAAGUCAUCAUGAGAGAAACUUUAAGGAAGUAAACGAUGUGGCUGUGUAUGGCAAGUGUAGAGGAGCUAAUGUUGAAAAUGAUAUUGGAAUUAGCAUAAGAACUAAUCAACUCAGCAACCUGUAUUUGGAAGACAAACCAUCAAGUGGUGUAUAUAACAGUGAUGAGGUGGUCGAAAUGGGUAAAACUGAAAAAUGUGAUAUACCUAAUCCUCGUUAUAUGAAACGGCAUGCUGUAAAAGAUAAUUCACACCUAUCAGUAGAUGAAGAACUACCAGUGAAGACUACAGAAGUCCUUGGGAAGAAUUGUUCAUCACUUUCUUCUUUAAAUACUGAGCCUCCUGUUCAAUGUAUCUCUGCCAUUGAAGAUGCACACGAUGUAGAUCCGGACAGGAAAGUGUUUGGAAGUACUUCUGUUCCCAUACAAGAUGAAAGUGGUAAUAGCAAGGGUACAAUAGCUUCAUCUACAAUUUAUACUUCAGUUAGCACUGGUGGCCGUUUUGACAGUUCAGAAGGAAACGGGGAAGCUGUUUCAGUUUCAGGUUUACCAUCAAUUGAUUUGCAGGCAUCAACAGAAGCAGGGAAGUUCAACUUGAAGGACCCGAAGGCUGAAUUGGAUAGACAACAAUGUGAAAAACUAGAUAUGUUUGAACCGCCAUCCUUCAUGACAUUGGUUGAACCUGGAUUUGAAAUCAAGAAGGCUGAAUCAGAUAGACUACAAUGUGAAAAACCAGAAGUGUCUGAACUGCCAUCUUUCUUGACAUUGGUUGAACCUGGAUUUGAAGUCAAGAAAGCUGUUGCAUUUGAAGUCGAGAAGAGACCAAACCAACACAUUUCGUCGCAGGCCGGUUGGUUUCCCAUGAUAACCAACAUAACAAAUGAGUCUCAAGGGAGAAAGAGGAAUGAAGAAGAAAUAGCUAAGAUUACAACAAAAUGGUGCCCUAGUAAGCAGCAAAAACCUCUAAGGGCUCUAUUGGAUGAAGCUGCCCUUAACAAGAAGCCAAAGUCUCCAACAUUAGAAGCAAGUUCAGUGCAUCAGAAAAAUAGUGAAGUACAAGAAGAUAAUGGUUCUGGAUUGACAAGUGGUAACUCCAUUUCAGGUCCAGCAUUACCUGCCACACAAGCUGUGAAAGGAAAGGAUGGAGAAGAAUCGAACUCCCAAGCAAGAUACUCUUCUACGAGCAACAACAGACAAAAUAAGAAAGUCAAGGGUAGACCAUACUGGAAACAAUUUGUAUGUUGCUCAUCUGCAAAUAAAUACUCAGGGGCAAAGGUAGAAGAUUGCUAGCUGUAUGGUGAUAACAUCUCGUUGUUGCCCACACUGACUUUGGUUUUUGACACAAUGUUUACGCUAUUAUCUGUUUUUAGUUAGUUUGCCAUAGAUUUUAGGUAUACAUUUUGAUCAUCUAGAUGUUUUAUCUCUGUCUUUUUCUAAUCCUAGUCUCCCAAGGUUCUGGUUGUAUAUGUUGAGAAUCUUCAGUUAUUAUUUUAGUCAGGUUUUUGGUCCCUAUCAUAGCCUGGUCUUCGUUCUUAAAAACUCUGUCCAAAUGGAACAAAUCUAUAUACUCUGGCUUAAGUUAUCCAAGGGAAAGUAGACUCCAUUUUGUUGCAUAUGAAGGAAAAGUUAUGUUGACUUA